This is a messenger RNA of Lineus longissimus, 4461 nucleotides long. RefSeq names its product myosin heavy chain, striated muscle-like. The coding region runs from base 1003 to 2919 and encodes 638 amino acids. Gene Ontology annotation, biological process: negative regulation of protein tyrosine kinase activity; intracellular signal transduction. The record is from RefSeq and is a predicted model, not a curated record. Gene Ontology annotation, molecular function: protein kinase inhibitor activity. The transcript has 8 exons. Gene Ontology annotation, cellular component: cytoplasm. NCBI's taxonomy places the organism in Eukaryota, Metazoa, Nemertea, Pilidiophora, Heteronemertea, Lineidae.
GACUGGAGCCCUUGAUCAGUUAAGAAAGGCAAGAUCAAUUAGUAUUAGUGAAGUAUUUAUCACAGCGGCAAAGUUGCAUCAUUCUGUGCCGUCAGAUUGACAUUUUUCACAACUCAUCAUGUUACCAACAUGAGGUGAUAAUCUGGGAAUAUAAUAACAUUGCUGUUUGAUGGAAGUGUCAUCUUAUGGUCAGUCAUUACUGAGAAUAACAAGUCAUAGUGUGAAGGGUGCCUCGUCUCAUCUUACCCGUAUUUUCUAUAUCGAUAUCCCAUGGAGUAGUGGUACUAAGGUGUCAGGUUGAACCAAGGGCGAUAUUGACAGUGCUGGUCCAGCCUAUUGGGACAGACAUUGUCCGUUGUUGUACCGGAUUACAAUGAGGACUCAACUUUACUCGAGUCUUAUUGUCACAGAUCACAUAUUCAAAACUUUUUUUAUUUGCUCCUCAUUCAUGUCAUUGGGUGAUAUGAAUAAAGACUAGCAAAUGCUUUUACUUCAAUUUUGUACAGAAAGGCCUAGUGUAAAUGUACAUGGAGUUUUAGAUAAAAGCAUUUGCUAGUCUUUAUUCAUAUCACCCAUUGAUAUCAGAUCAUGAGCAACUUUGUGAAAAAGCCCGUGUCUAAUUUCUUGCUGUCCCUUGCGAUGAAGGGUUAAAAUGACAAUGUGACUUCUGUCUUGUCUGAUCAAAUCAUUCCAGAUCACGACAUUGUUUACCGGGGGUAAUUCAACUUUCCUCUGAGGUCUGUUUCAUGCAUAAUCUAAUUACCAUUGGGAGCUUUUAGAGUGAUUGCAAUUUUGGUCCUCGAUGUUAUUGGGAAGCUGGUUACUUUAUCGCUUAUGGUAAUGUGAUAAGCAUUUGUGUGGUUAUCCUUAUGUCACAAUGGUUGUUGCUGUUGGUGCAUCAUCCUAUCAUUUAUCAGUCGGACGUCAGCUUGCAGGUUGUCAGGUUUGUCGUUGAGAAUUAUAGCUCAGUUUAUAAACGGUCGAUUUGUAAAACGUAUUGUCAUGGAAACUAGUUGCUUGAGUGAUUCUUCAAUGGAGCCUGAGGGUUGCGAUCUUCAGUUCUAUUUCAUGUACCAAGACGAGGCGUUCAUACCCGUCUUUGCGGGGAACACUGCAACGCGAUCCAAUGUGGAGUCUGUGGAUAUCGCCAUACAGACGGAUCAGGUCGAGUUGGAGAAGUUGAACCAUGCUUCUGUUGAGAUUAACCAGCUUGAGCUCGAAUUAGAUGAUGCAAGAGCAGCAUUCAGACAAGCUCUCUCUGAAUCCACGCAGAGGUUAAGCGCCCUGUCCAAGAAACUUGGCUCAUCUAUAGAGAAGGCGCGGCCAUACUACAAGGCAAGGAUGGAGGCACUGGAGGCUGAAAAUGACACGAGAUCAGCGGCGCUUCGAUUUGAGCGAGCAUUCAGCAUGCAACAAGCGGCCAAGGAGAUGGUGUUCUUGGCCGAACAGGGCUAUUUCAACAAAGGACAGCCAUUUGACACAGCUUGGCAGGAAAUGCUCAACCAUGGCACCUUGAAGGUGAAUGAAGCAGAAGUUGAACGCCUCGAGAGCGAGUUAGAACAUCAACAAACAGCUGCCGUGUACAACGACCUUGAGCAGCGGGCUAAGCAUUUACAGAAGAAACUCAAGACCUCCAUUUCCAGAUCAAAAAUGUCCAUUCGCCGGUCCUUCCUUCAACUAAACAGUCUCUGUAAUGACUUUAACCUUGUCCUUCUGCCGUACUUUGAGCAGAAGGCCAAAUUUAAUCAAAUUAUGGAGGAACGGAAACACCAUGUUAGUUCCCUCGAAAAACAGGUCAUCAGGGCUAAAAACGGUUAUUCAGACGCACUGAACGCUUUAGAGACAAUAAGUGAUGAAAUUCACAAACAGCGGAAUGAGAAGAAUGCACGGACUACCCUCGGCCGGAGGGGAAGCGGAGUCGGUGCAGAAACACCAGCCCCACCACCUGAUGACAAAUCACCCGCUACGAAACCUAGUCGUAGACUUUCAAAGUCAACAAGUGAUUUUUCAACCCAGACAGACGAAAACGGUGCAGGAAAGGACCAGGGUUCACCGAGGACCCCACGGAGUUUGGAAGAAAUUUUACAGGACAUUUCACCAAGUGCAAAACGGCGGUCUCUUAAAGGUUAUGCGAAAAGAGACUCAGUAAGACGGCGCACCCUGGAACGAGGGCAGGAACUAGAUGUGCCUCAGUUGUCUCGGGAGGUGUCUCCGACUAUGUCACUGCCGUUGUAUUCCGAUUUUGAGAAUGAGGAGUACAUGAAACUUCCGCAUGAGUCACCACAUUUGGUUGAAAAAUCACCACCGACAGACAUUUUAAAUCCAGUCAGUUUAGAGAACAAGGUGGAUGAGUUAAGUUUGGACGAUCAAGAUGGGAAAAUGUUGCACGAUUUUAAACGUUUGCCAAAUACUUGUACAACUGAACCAAAGCGUUUUGAACAUUCAGAUUCGAAUAUAGAAAAGCAUGUGCCAGCUGCCAACAUUCAUGUUCAAAGUAUUAGUAUUGUUGCCACUAAUAGUGGGCAGGACAUUCAAAAGAUGCCGCCACCAGCUGCACCAGUGCCAAGGAGAAAGUGUGAGAGUGAUACGGGCAGACCAGCAUUGUUAAGCCCGAAGAGUAGUGUGGACGAGUAUGACGCGUCUGAUACCGAGAGUGUCUGUAGCAGUGUCAACGUUAUUGACGAUGAACAAUUGCAAUAUCUAAUGAACGAUAAUGCACCUGCUCCACUCCCCGAUAUAACGGAGGAAGACAUAGAGGAGAGGGAAAAGUGGAAAACCAUGCCGGCAAAGUUGAGUUAUUUAGAAUACUAUAUGAAAUACAAAAUGGAGGAGACAACGCAUUCCUGUGAUCAGGCCCGGUCGGAUGAUCGGUCGAGUUCGGAAGAUGAGGCGUUGUCCGAUGAAGAGGUUAUGGUUUAACUUGUGAACAGUUCUGUGGGCACAAGCCAGCCUACUCAUUCCUCAAAGCUGAUCUUGUGUCUGUAGCCUCGGCUCUGAAGUACCGCAUGAACAAGCGAUUUUAGUCGCUGCGACUUACGGCAAAGCCAUGACAACACACUAAUUUGGGUUAGUUCGUUAAAGUGAAUUUGUGAUGGUGUCCUGGCUUUGUGGCAGGUGGCAGGAACUAAAAUGGUGUGUUUGCACGGUGCCCUAGAGAUCCUUUGAUAGAUGGGGUGGGAACAAAAACGGAGGGUGAACACCGAAUCCUUGAUGUGAUAGUAAACCAAGUAGUAUGCAAGAGUACGAGAUGGGUGACAAAGAGGUUUAUGGUUUUGAGAUGAUCGUGUCUAACUGUUUUACAAAGAACCGUUUGUUGUAUCAUGAAUCAUCUAUUCUAAGUUGUAAUUUUCUACUCUUACUUUUUAUCUCGUCUUGAAAUCUGUCUCCACCUUGAUGUACUGCUGUAAUCUUGUCUUCGCAUGCUCUAUCAUCUUGGUGUAGGUUUCUAAAGUUAUGAUUCAAGUGAUUAAAGGGGGACUAUAGGUAGAAGCUAGGAGGUCGCGUGUCUCCCGUCUCUAAUGUCCACUGUGAGGGAAUUGGGUCGGGUUUCACUGAGUGACAAAAGUAAUCCUUGUACAUAUGGUCUCCCUUAAGUAUGGUGUAUUUUGUGUUAGCAACUGGUGGUCUUUUUUGGCCAGUUUACAAUUGAGACUGUGUCUGGUCUUCAAAUAAGUUUCAGUUUUAUCAUGUUGUUGUAUACUAUUAGUGUAUCAGUUGCCAAAUAAUGAAUCAUGGAAAUUUUUAUUCUGAUGCUGUAAUCACUGAGAGAAACUUUUACCCUAAGUUACUUCCAAAAAUAUUCCAAAUGUUAUAUGAUGUGGAGGUUGUCUAUAGUCAUUUCAUAAUCAUGCAUCAGCAACAGUUAGUUAUACUAGUGAGGUACAUUAGUAAAGAGUCUUAUUGUUACUUUUGGUACCAACAGCAGUGUCCUAGAUCAGGGCCCUGUGUUCAAAACAAAAUUGAGCCGUGUCUCUAUAUUUCAUUGAGUAGAAUACACUCUAUACUAAAGUAGGCUUCUCUUCCUGUUGUGUGCUCAGUUUUCAUGAGAGGAAAAUAAGAUUUUCCUGUUCCCAUAUAUUCCAUAAAUACGGCUUUUGUAAAUUGGUCCCCAAUUAUGACGAGAAGUCUCUGUGUCGUAGUGAACACUUCGCGAGCUUAAUACUUUUGCUAGAGGCCAGCUGGGAUACAAUUGAGACUUCAGGGGUGGAGAAAUGUUCAACAUAAUGGUUUUAUCACUGGAAAAUGCACCCAUUCGCCGAGAUAAAGGGACACAAAAAUCAGAAAAUGAUGUUUUUGCAAACAUAUAGUGUCACAAAAUUAAAGGGAUUUUAUAGUAUAUUAUGAGAGCCAGUGAUGUACAUGUUCCAUGCACUCAGAAGAUUCCAUACAAGUUACAUAUUUAUCUUUGUUACUAUGUUUUCUUUCAAAUAAACAGUAAAGGAUAAACAUCUAAUGUUGAAA